Ruditapes philippinarum (Manila clam) is the source of this 3549-nucleotide messenger RNA. RefSeq lists its product as uncharacterized. The coding region runs from base 1202 to 2998 and encodes 598 amino acids. The record is from RefSeq and is a predicted model, not a curated record. The transcript has a single exon. NCBI's taxonomy places the organism in Eukaryota, Metazoa, Mollusca, Bivalvia, Venerida, Veneridae. Gene Ontology annotation, molecular function: zinc ion binding.
AGUUUUUACUAUAUGCAUAUAGGGAAAAUCAAUGACCCCCUGGGGCGGGGCCAAUUUUGACCCUAGGGCUUUUAUUUGAACAAACUUUGUAGACACUCAUUAGAGGAUGUUUCAUGCCAAAUAUCUAAGCUCUAGCUCUUACGGGUCUUUAAAAGAAGAUAUUUAAAGAUUUUUCUUUCGGUUACCAUGGCAACCAGAGUUCUGCAUGAAAUGGAAUUCUUUGAACAAUCUUGAUAGAGCUUCAUACAAAGAGUAUUCCUGCCAAGUUUCAUUAACAUUGGCCUUGAGGUAUCAUAUAAGAUGUCCUUAGAAUAUUUAAAAUGUAGACGGACGACGGACGACGGACGCCAUUUGGUUGGCCAUCCUAAAAGCUCACCUGCACUUUGUGCAAGGUGAGCUAAUAAAAAGUAAACCUCUAAAACAUAACAUAUAAAUAAUUUAUUUGGCAUACAUUAAAUUUUGUUUAAUAUCCAGCAUAUAAUCAGGAUCAUUUGAACGAAUCCUGAAAUAAUUUUACAAAAGGAGAAGAAAAAAAAUUCUUACAAGUAAUAUCAUAUUUUUUUCACAAUAAAAUAGAACUUUUAAAGGGAUACUUAGGCAAAUUAAUGACAAAAAUAUUAAAAUUAUUUUAUGUACUAAAAUCACGCUAAAAUGACAUUUGUAAAAGUCUCAACAUGAAUUUCCUUAUCAAUUUUAUAUACUAUUUUAGGUUUGAAGCGUAAAUAUAUCUGUAUACGUUGAACAAAAUUUAGACGCCGACGGAAUCACCGGCUAUUAUUCUGAAAUCUUAGCUUUUAACCUCUGCCCCACGUGUGUCAAGUUAGAAAACUUUAUUAAACUGAUUUAAAUCUUAUCAGUAAAUGACACGACACCAUAAAUUCCUUCUUAUCAAGCAUAAAUUAUGAAAGACAAAAAUGCUGUAUCUGAUUCUUUAAACUUAUUAAGUUAAGUCAUUGUAAUAUAAAACACCUGAUACACUGAUAUAAAUUCAUGCUGUAAUCAGAUUAUUCAGUAUUGAAUUUCAAAACAGUUUAAACAUUUCACUUGUUUUAACCGAGACUGCUUUGCUAAAUGAACUUAGUUAAGAAUGAAAAUGAAAGCAUUUUUAUUUUCAUGCAAUACAAUUUUUAAAAAUUAACAAUAAAUCUCAAAACUAAGUGUUUAUUUGUUCAAGUGAAUUACACAGACAAAAAAUUACAAAAUGGCUGCAAAUUUCAGUGGAUCACUAACACAAGACUCUGAUGAAAUUAAAGAAAUGUAUUGUGAGGAAUGUGACAGACAUGGUGAUGGUUAUGCUACAGCUGUAGCUUUCUGUGUAGAUUGUGUAGAUUAUAUAUGUGUGACCUGUCAAAGAUAUCAUAAAAGACAAUUUAAAACUCACAAAAUCCAAGACAGUAACAGUAUGCCACAGGAUUUUUAUUUUGAGAAAUGUUCCACUCAUCCUGGACAGCUGGUCAAGUUUUUUUGCUCUGAGUGUAGCAAAGAAGCCUGCAAAGAAUGCAAGGAUAAUGAGCAUGUCAACUGCAGUGAUGUUAGCCAUUUACCAACUGUUGCUUCAGACAUACAAAAGAGUGAUGAACUAAGAAACUUUAGCAAAAAUAUGGAUCAAUUGUCUAAGAAUAUAAAAGACACAGAAAAGUUGUUGGAUGCCAAAUGUGAAGUGAUUAAGAAACAAGAGGAAAAUGCAACUUAUGCAUGUAAAGAGCAAAGCAACAAGCUGAUAUCAACUUACAAACAACAUCAUCAAGAUCUAAUUGAUAAUUUUGAUAAGAAAAUGGAAGAUACCAUUGCUAAGUUGAAGAAAGAAAGGUCAGAACUAGUUCAAAUGUUAUCUGAAAAGGGAAGAAAGUUUGAAGAAAAAGUAGGAAAAGCUGAAUCCAAUAUGAAAGAAGAGGUUGUUAAGACAAACACUGAUUUUAAAAAAGUCAAGUCUGAACAUUUGUAUUUGGUUGGAAAUUUGAAGGCUCUUACUGUUGAUCUAGAGCAGGCUCAGAAAUUAGGUAAAAACUGUGAACUAUUUAUAAAACUGAAGUUAGUGAAACAAAUGUGUAAACAAAUUCAAGUCACCACUAACCAAAUUCAACAUUCCUACAUACAGCAAUACAAACUCAACAUAUCUGACAUUCCACCAAAAGUAAAAUCUUUAGAGAAUCAAACAAGGUUUUUCUCAUUAGAUAAAGUGCAUGCAUCAGCUGAAGAGAGAAAGAUUACCUUUAAUUGUGAUAUCAAUCAUGAGUUUGCAAGUAUAACUUCUUUACUUGUGCUAUCUGAACAUACACUUCUUGCAUUAAGUUAUAAAAGGUGUAGUCUAGUCAUAUUUAGGCUUGAAAAGUCAAAGGCAGAAUAUAUAAAAGAAACAAAAUUUAACAUUUCUCCUUGGGGAAUAGCAAAGGUUUCAGAUAAUAAAAUUGCUGUAACAUUUCCAUAUGAAGAAAAGAUCAGACUGAUUACAUUUUCUGAGGAAAUGGAAGUUUUAGAUACCACUGAGAUACCAGGACAUGGUCGUUGUUUUGGUAUUGCUUACAGUAAUAACCAUCUUGUUGUUUCAUACAGGUAUACAGGUAGUUUAGAGAUUUUAAGUAUGUCAGGUAAAAUAGUGAAAUUAUUUGACAAAGAUGACAAUGAUCAAAAUCGGUCUACCUUUCCUCAUUACUUGACUGUCAGUCCUGACAAUACUAUGAUAUAUGUUUCUGAUUGUGGAAGAUACAGUGUGACCUGUUUGAACUUUGAUGGAAUGUUGAAAUCCAUAUACAAAGAUGAUCAACUGAAAUUUCCUCACCAACUUGCUGUUGAUGAAUAUGGAUCAGUUUAUGUGUGUGGUCGUGACUCUAACAAUGUCCAUCAAUUAUCAUGUGACCUCACCAAAGUGAAAAUACUAGAUAAAAGUCAUGGCAUAGAUACACCAACAAGUAUUGCAUACUGCCAGAAUACGAAGAGAUUAUUUGUGGGAAUGAAUGAAAGUAGUAAAAUAAAGGUUUUUAGUGUGUCACUUGAAUAAAAUACUACAUCAAUUUCAGUCUCAUAAACUGCAAUUUCUCAUAUUGCUAUAUAAUCUUUAACAGCAAUAUUCCAACACUUACUUUAAUCACACAUAAUUGACAUUCAAUUGAAAUGCUUUCAAACACAACCAUUUAGAAAAACUGUAUCAGUAUAAGGUGUGUGCAUGAGUAAGGCAAUAUUUGUCAAUAAUUAUGUGACUUCACCAAAACGAAAAUCUUGAUGGAUAAAAGCCAUGGUAAAACUUAUUCAACAAAUAUGGCAUAGUGGCAUAACAAAUACUUCAUAGUGGCAAAUAAAAAGACAUUGUGGGAAUGUGUGACAGAUUUCAAUGUGACACUAGGUUAAAAUAGGACAUUGUCCUCAGGUGAGCUAAAAAGUAUUUUAUGCCUGUAUUUUUAUACACAAAAUUGAACAUGAAAUGAGCUGUAUACAUUUCCUGAUAUUACAGUUUAUUCCUUUCAUUUUCCUUUUAAAUAGUAACACUUUUUGCCAAGUUAGUGACAUACCAAAAUUUAAUACCUAAAUCAUUGUAUGAAUAAAUUAAAUUGC